AGAAGAAAUAAAACCGUUUCGUCUACAAAAUUAAACAAAAUGUCACAAGCCGCACAAGGUUAUAAUUUUUUUUUUUAAUACCUGGCUUAAGAUUACCUCAGAAUCCUGCUGGUCAAAGUGGCUUAAAGCGCCAUCUAUUGAGCAAAUAGGGAAUUAAUGAGGCAUAUGCAAUUUGUACUGAGGUCGUAAUGUACAGACUGAUUACACCCUGGUCUCUAACUAUUUUAUAAAAUCAUCUAAUCUAAUCUGUGACUGUGGUUUAGAUUUAGAAAAAAAUACGAUAACAAACAUGGCGUGCGUGUAGUACAGCGUCUGUAAAUCCUGUUUACAAUUAUUACUUAUAAUUAAUAAUUAAUUUAAAGUGUUCACAAUAAUGCGGCUAUCGUCGAUCAGACGGAGGGUCGACACCACUCGGACUAGGUAAAGACAGCGCGCCGCAAUGUGAAGCGGUCGCGAGUGCGAUGUGGGCUCGUGGGGCUCGCGGCGCGAGGUGAGGCGACAGUCGCAGGGCCGGGCUCCGGGGUGCUAUGCAAGCGGCGCCGACGCGCUACGCGUCCGCCAGCGAGCUGUACUGCGCCGACGAGGUGGAGCUGCUGCUAGACGAGAUCCGCGAGCUGGAGCCCACGAGCUGCCGCGGCGAGGACGUGCAGGACUUCGAGAUCGCGGGCAGCGGCGGCGGCGGCGGCUCGGGCGCGGGCGGCCGCUCGCCCGCCGGCACGGAGCUCACGGAGCGCUCGUGGGACUCGCACGCGCACUACUCGCGCGCGCCGCCGCCGCGCCCGCGCGCGCUGGCGCCCGUGUACUGCCACUGGGCGCACCUGCGCUCGGCGCGCGGCGCUCUGGGCGUGCUGCUGGCGCUGCUGAGCGCGGCGGCGUGCGGCUGCGUGUGGGCGGCGGCGGGGCUGCGCGCCGGCGCCGCGCGCCCGCUGCUGUUCGGCGCGCUCACGUCGCUGAUGCUGCACGCGCUGCGCGCCGCGCUGCACGUCACGCGCCUGCACCGCCUGCUGCCGCUCGACUGGAACCGGCUGGGCGGUGCGUCGUUCCUGUGGAGCGCGCUGUGGCUGACGGGCGGCGCGGCGGCGCUGCUGGCGCGCGUGGGGCCCGCCGACCGCCCGCCCGCGCAGCUGCUGUUCGCGGCCGCGAUGCUGGGGCUGUGCGGCGCGGCGCUGGCGCUGGCGGGCUGCGCGCUGGCGGUGCGCGCGGCGCUGGCGGGCCCGGCGCGCGCGCCGCCCGACCGCGCCUACCGCGCGCUGCCCACCGCGCCGCCCGCGCCCGCCGCCGACCGCGCCUUAUAGUGACCGCCCGUCGCCAGCACCGACUUCUGAAGUGUGCUCCGCGCCGGCGCCGCACGAGCC
This is a messenger RNA of Bicyclus anynana (squinting bush brown), 1355 nucleotides long. RefSeq lists its product as uncharacterized. NCBI's taxonomy places the organism in Eukaryota, Metazoa, Arthropoda, Insecta, Lepidoptera, Nymphalidae. Bases 528 to 1295 code for a protein of 255 amino acids. The transcript has 3 exons. The record is from RefSeq and is a predicted model, not a curated record.